GAGGUCGAUAUGGCUGUUCGUGUAUAAUUUUCAAGAGAGCGCUCAUGGGUCUGACUAAGCCACAGUAAAAUGUCUGACUUCAUUGAAAGUGAAGCUGAAGAAUCUGACGAGGAGUUGUUUGAGGGGUCAGAGGAGACCCAGAUAAAGGAACAAAAGCUUUGUAAAGCAAAUGAUGAUGAGGAAGAAGAAGAAGAGAAUACUGAGGACCAGGAUGAACACGGGAACCUUCGGGGUCUGAUUGACGAUGGCGUUGACCAAGAGGAAGAGGAGGAGGAUGAAGGGAAGAGAGAAAGAGAUAGUGACUCAGGGGAAGAGAUUGGCCACCGUAAGAGAAAAAGAAACUAUGAUGACCGGUUGGAUGAUGAUGAUAUUGAUCUCAUUGAGGAGAAUUUGGGAGUCAAAGUGAAGAGGCAAAGGUUUCGGCGCUUGCGAGACAUGUCUGACGAUGAGGAUGAGGAGGGUGAUGAUGAUGUCAGGGAAGCUCAUGAGAAAGAUAUGAUAGCGGAUGAGAUCUUCAUGGGAGUGGGAGGCCUGGAUGAGAGUGAAGCUGUAGAUUUGCCUCUUCAUCCAGGCGAAGAUGACGAAGAGGAUGAUGAAGAGUCAGACAUUGAUGACUUUAUCGUGGAUGAUGAUGGACAACCUUUGAAGAAACCCAAAUGGAGGAAGAAGUUGCCAGGAUACACGGAUGCAGCUCUUCAGGAAGCCCAAGAGAUCUUCGGAGGGGACUUUGACUUUGCAGAGUUUGACACAGAGGCGUACGAUGAUGCAGAGGAGGAGGAGGAAGACGCGGAGGACGAGAGCUGGGACAGGCCCAAGAAGCAGACCAAGAAGAGGGUGGGCCGACGCAGCAUCUUCGAGAUCUAUGAGCCCAGCGAGCUGGAGAGCAGUCACAUGACUGACCAGGACAAUGAGAUCCGCUCCACAGACAUGCCGGAGAGAUUCCAGCUGCGUUCCACUCGUGUGAAGCCUGCGGAAGAUGUGGAGCUGGAAAUGGAGGCUGAGUGGAUCUACAGGAAUGCCUUCUCCACGCCCACCAUCUCCAUGCAGGAGAAUACAGACUAUUUGGAUCGAGGUCCAACCACCAAUUUCAGUAGAAAAGGUCCCAGCACUAUUCAGAAGAUUAAAGAGGCACUGAACUUCAUGAGAAACCAACACUUUGAGGUUCCAUUCAUAGCGUUCUACAGAAAAGAAUAUGUGGAGCCAGAGCUCAACAUUAAUGAUCUGUGGAAGGUCUGGUUGUGGGACGAGAAGUGGACACAACUGAAGACUCGCAAGCAGAACUUGACACGUCUGUUCCGGAAGAUGCAGGCCUAUCAGUUUGAGCAGAUCUCCGCAGACCCAGACAAGCCCCUGUCUGACGGCAUACGUCCAUUAGACACAGCAGAUAUAGAGAGACUCAAGGAUGUUCAGUCCUCUGAUGAACUGAGUGACGUGUACAACCACUUCCUCCUGUACUACGGCCGGGAUAUCCCAAAGAUGCAGAAUGCGGCUAAGUCCAGCAAGAAGAAGCUGAAGAAAAUCAAAGAAGUGGAUGAAGAUGGGCUAGAGCAGGAGCCGGAGGAGGAAGAGGAGGAGGUGGUGCCACAGUCAAAGGGGCCAGACCUGAAACUAGCAUCUCGCAGGGACAUGAACAGUAUCUGUCAGAGUGCAGGACUUGAUGGUCUGGCAAAGAAGUUUGGUUUGACUCCGGAGCAGUUUGGUGAGAAUCUCCGUGACAGUUACCAGCGUCACGAGACUGAGCAGUUUCCCGCGGAGCCCCUGGAACUGGCCAACGAUUACAUCUGCAGCCAGUUCAGCACAGCCGAGGCAGUACUGGAAGGCACCCGUUACAUGGUUGCCAUGCAGAUCGCUCGAGAGCCUCUGGUCAGACAUGUGCUCCGACAGACAUUCCAGGAGAGGGCCAAAAUCAACAUCAAACCCACCAAGAAGGGCAAGAAGGAUGUGGACGAAGCCCAUUAUGGCUACUCUUUCAAAUACCUGAAGAACAAACCUGUGAAAGAGUUGAAUGGAGACCAGUUCCUCAGAAUGUGCCAGGCAGAGGAGGAGGGGCUCCUGAUCAUCAACAUCUGUAUUGACCUAUUAGGAGUGAAGGGAUACGGAGAUCAGACAUACUUUGAGGAGAUCAAGCAGUUUUACUACAGAGACGAGUUCAGCCACCAGGUCCAGGAGUGGAACAGGCAGCGCACGCUUGCCAUUGAACGCUCCCUCAAGCAGUUCCUGUACCCUCAGAUGGGAAAGGAGCUGAAGAACAAGCUGAUCGCUGAGGCCAAGGAGAGCAUCACAAAGGCCUGCAGCAGAAAGCUGUAUAACUGGCUGAAGUUGGCGCCCUACCGGCCCGACCAGCAAGUGGAGGAGGAUGAGGAGGAACUUGUGACAGAUGCCCAGGGCAAGGGGAUCCGGGUACUGGGAGUGGCCUUUUCUUCUAGCAGAGACGCCCCGGUGUUCUGUGCCCUGGUGAAUGGAGAUGGGGAGGUGGGGGAUUUCCUGAGGCUCCCCUACUUCCUGAAGAGGAGGAAUGCAUGGAGGGAGGAUGAGAGGGAAAAAAAGAUACAAGAUAUUGACAACCUGAAGAAGUUCCUGAGCACCAAGAAGCCUCAUGUCAUCGCUGUGACUGGAGAAAACAGAGAUGCCCAGAUGGUUAUUGAGGAUAUCAAGCGUGCAGCCAGUGAACUGGAACAGGAGUCCUCCUUCCCUGCUAUAGGAGUGGAGCUGGUGGACAACGAGCUGGCCGUGCUCUACAUGAAUAGCAAGAAAUCUGAGGCUGAUUUUCGGGACUACCCCCCUCUCCUGAGACAAGCCGUGUCUGUGGCCAGGAAGAUCCAGGAUCCCUUGGUGGAGUACGCCCAGGUGUGCAGUAGUGACGAGGACAUCCUCUGUCUCAAACUCCAUCCUCUACAGGACCAUGUAGUGAAGGAGGACCUGCUGAACGCACUGUACUGUGAGUUUAUUAACCGGGUCAACGAGGUGGGCGUGGAUGUGAACAGGGCCAUUGCCCACCCAUAUACCCAGAGCUUGGUCCAGUACGUCUGUGGCCUAGGGCCCAGGAAAGGUGCCCACCUGCUCAAGAUCCUGAAACAGAACAACACGCGUCUGGAGAACCGCACUCAGCUAGUUACCAUGUGUCACAUGGGGCCCAAGGUCUUCAUUAACUGUGCCGGCUUCAUCAAGAUCGACACAGCGUCUCUGGGAGACAGCACCGACUCCUACAUCGAGGUUCUGGAUGGGUCCCGGGUGCAUCCGGAGACAUACGAGUGGGCGCGCAAAAUGGCAGUGGACGCCUUGGAGUACGACGAGUCAGCGGAGGACGCCAACCCUGCAGGAGCCCUGGAGGAGAUCCUGGAGAACCCGGAGCGUCUGAAAGACCUGGACCUGGACGCCUUCGCAGAGGAACUGGAGAGACAGGGCUAUGGCAACAAGGGAAUAACGCUGUAUGACAUCCGUGCCGAGCUGAGCUGCAGGUACAAGGACCUGAGGUCCACCUACAGGGGCCCCAACACAGAGGAGAUCUUCAACCUGCUGACCAAAGAGACCCCCGAGACCUUCUACAUAGGUAAACUGAUCACCAGUGUGGUGACGGGCAUCGCCCACAGACGUCCCCAGGGUGAGAGCUAUGACCAGGCGAUCAGGAAUGACGAGACUGGUCUGUGGCAGUGUCCCUUCUGUCACCAGGACAACUUCCCUGAGCUAAGCGAGGUGUGGAAUCAUUUUGACAGUGGUUCCUGCCCCGGCCAGGCUAUAGGGGUGCGCACCCGCACGGACAAUGGGGUCACUGGCUUCAUCCCCACCAAGUUCCUCAGUGACAAAGUGGUGAAGCACCCUGAAGACAGAGUCAAGGUGGGCAUGACAGUGCACUGCAGGAUCAUGAAGAUAGACAUAGAGAAGCUGAGUGUUGACUUGACCUGCCGCACGUCAGACCUGUCAGACAAGAACAAUGAGUGGAAGCUUCCCAAAGACACCUACUAUGACUUUGACCUGGAGACGGAUGAUGUGAAGCAGGAGGAGGAGGCCAAGAAGAAACAGCAGAGAACAACCUACAUCAAAAGGGUCAUCGCUCACCCCUCCUUCCACAACAUCAACUUCAAGCAGGCAGAGAAGAUGAUGGAGUCGAUGGACCAGGGGGAUGUCAUCAUUCGUCCCAGCAGCAAGGGAGAGAAUCACCUGACAGUCACCUGGAAGGUGGCUGAUUGUAUCUACCAGCACAUCGACGUGCGUGAGGAGGGGAAGGAGAACGCCUUCAGUCUCGGGCACACCCUCUGGAUCAACAAUGAGGAGUUUGAAGAUCUCGAUGAAAUCACAGCCCGAUUCGUUCAACCAAUGGCUGCGUUUGCUCGUGAUUUGCUUGGUCACAAGUAUUUUCAAGAAUGCAGUGGUGGAGACAGAAAGAAAAUGGAGGAGGUCCUCGUGAAAAGCAAGAAAGAGAAGCCUACAUUCAUCCCCUACUAUGUGUCGGCCUGUAAAGAGUUUCCAGGAAAGUUCCUGCUCGGCUACCAGCCUCGCGGAAAGCCAAGGAUUGAGUUUGUCACCAUCACGCCUGAAGGUUUCCGAUACAGAGGCCAGAUUUUUCCCACAGUUAACGGGCUCUUCCGCUGGUUCAAGGAUCAUUACCAAGAGCCUGUGCCAGGAGUUACACCAGGCAGUAGCACCAGAACAAGAACCCCGGCCUCCAUGAAUGCCACGCCAGCCAAUAUCAAUAUUGCAGACCUGACUCGAGCAGUCAGUGCCCUCCCACCCAACAUGACCUCUCAGAUGUUCAAUGCCAUCGCUGCGGUAACCGGCCAGGGUGGGCAGAAUUCCAACACCACCCCGGCUCAGUGGGCGUCCAGCCAGUACGGCUACAGUGGAAGCAGCACCGGCGGAGGGGGCAGCAGCAGUGCCUACCACGUGUUUGCCACCCCAGCCCAGCAGCCCAUAGCUACCCCACUCAUGACACCCAACUACUCCUACACCACACCCAGUCAGCAGGCCAGCGUCACCACCCCCCAGUACCCCAGCAGCACCCCUCACUCCUCCCAUGGACACCGCCCAUCCUCCUCCCGACACAGGACACCACAGGCUAAGCCGACCUCACACACAGCCGUUGACUGGGGCAAAAUGGCAGAGCAGUGGCUUCAGGAGAAGGAGGCAGAGCGUAAGAAGCAGAGGCCCAGAGUGACCCCACGGCCCUCCCCCAGCCCCAUGAUCGAGAGCACACCCAUGUCCAUAGCCGGGGACGCCACGCCCCUCCUGGAUGAGAUGGACCGCUAGACCAUGAGGAAAUGGAAUUAAAAACUGAACAGUCCUUCCAGGAAUAGAGAAUUCGUCAACCAUUUUAAAAUAGGCAAGUACCAUCCUCUGUGUUCCAUAACUUGUCAUUCUGUUCCCAUGAUGGAAUUUCACAGGAAACAAAGAAAGUGCAUGCUUUGUUGGAAUCAGACUGUAAGCUUACUAACUUCAAAUGCAUGCAAAUACAACAAUAAAAGCACUGUAUGUGAAUAGCACUCAGAGGUUACUAUAACUUCAUGAUAACAAUCUCACAUUGGGUUCUAUGACUGCAAUUAUUGUGCCCAAGUAUAUUUUUUCAGACAUCUUUGCCUCAUCGCUACAGUAUGCUGUUGUUCGUCUGAAUGACUAGCCUUUUAUAUAUUUUAACUGUUCUGGUGCUGCUUAGUUGUGUGGGCUGUGAUGUUCACACAAAUACACUUUAUUGCAUAGUAGAUUGAAAAUGAAAGAAAAUGUAUUUGAAAAGUAUUAGAAAGAAAUGUCAAAGAAUGGGUCAAAUCUUGAGCACUUUCACCAUUAGGUGUUUUUAACCUUUUUUGUAUUUUUAAAAGCAUUGCAUAAGCAUGUUAUGGUCAAUAAUCUAUAUCCACUGUGAUUUAUAAACAUACAGGAUUUACAAUAGUUACUUUGCAAUUAUAAGUAUUUCACUGUGAUCCAGUAUCAAUUAGAAAAGAUAAUACAUUUUGUUUGGCGCCUAUUUAAUUGAAAGAUGUACUGUAUUGUUUGAACUCUAAAUAUCUGUGUAUAUCAUCUAUUUUCAUUACUCAUCAUGUGCUGAUGGAGCCCACCAAUAAAACAGUCAAUGGAUAACCAGACAACUGGA
Messenger RNA from Hypomesus transpacificus, 6082 nucleotides. RefSeq names its product transcription elongation factor SPT6-like. The record is from RefSeq and is a predicted model, not a curated record. The coding region runs from base 70 to 5244 and encodes 1724 amino acids. NCBI's taxonomy places the organism in Eukaryota, Metazoa, Chordata, Actinopteri, Osmeriformes, Osmeridae. Gene Ontology annotation, cellular component: transcription elongation factor complex. The transcript has 38 exons. Gene Ontology annotation, molecular function: histone binding; nucleosome binding; DNA binding. Gene Ontology annotation, biological process: positive regulation of transcription elongation by RNA polymerase II; mRNA transcription by RNA polymerase II; transcription elongation-coupled chromatin remodeling.